Molecule: messenger RNA, 657 nt
Organism: Protopolystoma xenopodis
Lineage: Eukaryota; Metazoa; Platyhelminthes; Monogenea; Polystomatidea; Polystomatidae
Source: the annotation of a GenBank genome assembly
AUGAGGCACGGAAAAGCUAGUUUCCAGGCCGUGACAAUUACAAGUCGGAAACCCAGCUCAUGCAUACAUCGGCCUGACUGGCUCGGCUGCACGCACACGGCUCUGUAUCUUCCCCGUCGGGCAGAUGCCCACCUGAACCCGUCACUUCCGUUUAAUCGGCCGUCGGUCGCCUCGUCUGCCCAGUCCCGGUCCGACGGUCAGCAAGGCCUGAAACAGCUCAAAUGCACCUCCGCCCUGGCAACUGGUGAUGAGGUGGGUCCCAAACACCUCGCGUGGCGGUACCGCCGCCACGACCCAGCCGACGGCGAUGGUGGCGCCAUUGCGCGACACUGUGAUCUACCCGAGGGUCAUGCAGACCAUCAGCUCGGGCAGCCAACCCCGAAUCCACUACCUCAUCGAAGAUUCGGACGUCAACCCCGUGCCGGUGAACUCGAAAGGGCCACCGACUCCGGCAACGUCGGCGUCGACUGUGACGGCGACGACUGGGCAGAAGUCUUCCUCAGGGCCGUCAGGCCAACCGAUCAAGUCGUCGCUGCAGACCGUGACAGUGUCGCACAAAGAGGGCGGCGCAGAAGGGGCCUCCGUGCUGCGCUACUUCAGCUCGCUGCACUCGAACCAGGACAGUCGGCAUGCCCUGCCACGAGCGGUACAGCUUGA